This is a messenger RNA of Phycodurus eques (leafy seadragon), 1867 nucleotides long. RefSeq names its product enolase 3, (beta, muscle) (gene eno3). Gene Ontology annotation, cellular component: phosphopyruvate hydratase complex. Gene Ontology annotation, biological process: glycolytic process. Gene Ontology annotation, molecular function: phosphopyruvate hydratase activity; magnesium ion binding. The transcript is spliced from 14 exons. Bases 508 to 1812 code for a protein of 434 amino acids. The record is from RefSeq and is a predicted model, not a curated record. NCBI's taxonomy places the organism in Eukaryota, Metazoa, Chordata, Actinopteri, Syngnathiformes, Syngnathidae.
UGACCUUUGCUUGAAGGCUGAGCGUGUCACAUUUCUCCUUUGGAUGAACUCUGACCUUCUCUUGGUGCACGCCAGGGACCGUCUGACUGUUACACACACUGUAAAAUGUAAUUAUGUAGAAGCAAUGUAACAAAUCUGGAUUUAGAUUGUUUCGCGCUUCUCGUGGCUUAACAUCCCUGCCCCAACCACGAGUAACCAUGGUUACAGAUGAUGAUGAUAAGGGUCAAUUAAAAAGUUGGGACAUCUCCAUGUUGUUGCAUCAAGUGACCAUGGAUGGACACACAAACACCUUACAGUAACGCUUACACACACACAAAGAUGCGACUUUUCCACACACUCCCUUGGCGUCCCGCUGGGCCCGCCCCCCGGCUGGCUGACGCCCAUAAAAAGCGGUUCGCAGCCCCCGUUGCGGGACACAUCCUGAAGGCCGUGGGACACUUCCUCUUUGAUCAGGCAGACCACCAGCACCAGCAGCCCCCCUCCCUCACCGAAGACAGCUGAGACAGGAUGUCCAUCACAAAGAUCCACGCUCGGGAGAUUCUCGACUCCAGGGGAAACCCAACCGUGGAAGUGGACCUGUGGACCGCCAAAGGUCACUUCCGGGCGGCCGUCCCCAGCGGCGCCUCCACCGGGGUCCACGAGGCUCUGGAGCUGCGAGAUGGUGACAAGAGCCGCUACCUGGGCAAAGGGACCUUGAAGGCGGUGGAGCACGUCAACAAGGACAUCGCCCCCAAGCUCAUUGCCAAGAACCUCAGCGUCGUCGAGCAGGAGAAGAUUGACAACUUCAUGCUGGAAUUGGACGGCACUGAAAACAAAUCAAAGUUCGGCGCCAACGCCAUUCUGGGAGUGUCGCUGGCCGUGUGCAAGGCGGGCGCGGCUGAGAAGGGCGUCCCCCUUUACCGCCACAUCGCCGACCUGGCCGGACACAAGGAUGUCAUCCUUCCCGUUCCCGCGUUCAACGUGAUCAACGGGGGCAGUCACGCCGGGAACAAGCUGGCCAUGCAGGAGUUUAUGAUCCUGCCCGUGGGCGCCUCUAACUUCCACGAGGCCAUGAGGAUCGGCGCCGAGGUCUACCACAACCUGAAGAACGUCAUCAAGGCCAAGUACGGCAAGGAUGCCACCAACGUGGGCGACGAGGGAGGCUUCGCUCCCAACAUCCUGGAGAACAACGAAGCUCUGGAGCUGUUGAAGACGGCCAUCGAGAAGGCCGGCUACCCGGACAAGAUUAUCAUUGGCAUGGACGUGGCGGCGUCAGAGUUCUUCCGGGCCGGGAAAUACGACCUGGACUUCAAGUCGCCCGAUGACCCUUCUAGGCACAUCAGCGGCGAGAAGCUCGGGGACUUGUACCGCAGCUUCAUCAAGAACUACCCCGUCCAGUCCAUCGAGGACCCGUUUGACCAGGACGACUGGGAGCAUUGGGCCAAGUUCACGUCCUCCGUGGACAUCCAGAUUGUAGGGGACGACCUGACCGUGACCAAUCCCAAGAGGAUCCAACAAGCGGUGGACAAGAAGGCCUGCAACUGCCUGCUGCUCAAAGUCAACCAGAUCGGCUCCGUCACCGAGUCCAUUCGCGCGUGUAAGCUGGCUCAGAACAGCGGCUGGGGUGUGAUGGUCAGCCACCGUUCAGGAGAGACUGAGGACACGUUCAUCUCAGAUUUGGUGGUCGGACUCUGCACCGGACAGAUCAAGACUGGCGCCCCCUGCAGGUCCGAGCGUUUGGCCAAAUACAAUCAACUGAUGAGGAUCGAGGAGGAGCUGGGCGACAAGGCCACGUUCGCUGGCAAGGACUUCCGCCACCCCAAGAUCCACUGAGGCCCUGGCUAUUGUUUUCUACAGAAGACAAAACAACAAUAAAAAUAAUAAAAAC